Molecule: messenger RNA, 4091 nt
Organism: Solenopsis invicta (red fire ant)
Lineage: Eukaryota; Metazoa; Arthropoda; Insecta; Hymenoptera; Formicidae
Product: hydroxylysine kinase
Exons: 1
Coding region: 50-1135 (361 amino acids)
Molecular function (GO): amino acid kinase activity
Source: RefSeq, a predicted model, not a curated record
UUCCCCCUUAAUAACUCGCGGCUAUUUUUGCGCCGUGCAACGCGGCAGCAUGGAGUACAACGACACGCUGCUCAUCCCAGGCCAGCAUAUACGUCCGCCCGUGACCGAGGAAACGGCAAUCGCUCUGCUGGAGCGACUCUAUGGGAUGAGAGCGACGAGCGUGCGUGAACUGAACGCUUAUGAUGACCGCAAUUACCACGUGGUGUGUGGCGGGACGACUACAAAUCCACACGCGAUCAAUUUGGAAAAUACCAGUUAUGUCCUCAAGGUGAUCAACUCUUUGGAAUCUCGCAAGACCGACGUAAUUGAGGCGCAAACAGAGCUAAUGAUUUUUCUUAAUCAGCAAAACAUCUGCUGCUCGUUACCGGUCAAGAAUGUGAGUGGCGCAUACUUUUCUCUGGAAACUUUAAAGAGCGAGAAUACUAUGGAGAAGUACGCUGUGAGACUACUAGUUUAUCGUCCUGGUGAGCUACUAUCUCGUGUGAAAAUAACCGAUGAGUUGUUAUGCAAACUUGGCAGUUUCACUGCCAGAAUCGAUGAGAUUCUUAUGGGCUUCAAUCAUCCCGCCUAUGACAAUCACAAAUCACUGUGGAUGUUGACUUCGGUGCCGCAAGUGCAGCAAUUCACGUAUGCAAUUAAAAGCUCGUUCGAUAAGCAGUUGGUGCAUGAUGUGAUCGUUAAUUUCCAGAAGAAGGUAUUGCCAGUCACAGAUCAAUUGGAACAAACGGUCAUACAUGGUGAUCUGAAUGAGCACAAUAUUAUUGUAACUCCUGAUGGUAAAGACAUUGCUGCCGUGAUCGAUUUUGGUGACUCUCACAGGACUUGUCGCAUUUUCGAACUAGCUAUAGUUCUUUGCUACAUGAUUUUACAAACAGCCGACGUUGGAAUGGGUAGAUAUGUCGUGGAGGGUUACGAGAAAAUCAAGAAAUUGACCGAAAUGGAGAAAAAAAUUCUCAAAAUCAGUGUAUGUGCUAGGAUAUGCCAGAGUCUUGUAAUGGGCGCUUAUUCGCAUCUGCAUGAUCCCGAAAAUCAGUAUUUGCUAAGCACACAAAAAACCGGAUGGUUGUUAUUGAAAAGAUUAUGGCCCAUGAGUCAAGAGGCUGUGAUGCAAGCCUGGGGAUUGACUGUUCCCUAAAUAAUCAAUUUGUCGAGUUAAGUAAAUAACGUAGAUUAUUCACUACGUUGAUUAUACAUUUUUGUAUAAAUAUUUUAUAUAAAUAUUGAUUCAUUUACUUGGCAAAAGAAGUCUAUAUGUUUUAUAUAUAUAUAUAUAUAUAUAUAUAUAUGGUAUACAUAUUUAAAAAAUAUAUUUUUUUAAAUAUAUAUAUAGCAUAUAUUUUCUUUCUUUUAUAUUAUCUGUAUUCAUAUAGAAAAAAUAAUAAAAAUAUUUUCAAAAUUACGAUUACAUUAUACAAUAAUUAUAUAUACAAUUUUAUAUUAUAAUACAUGGGAAAUUUGUUCUAAUUUCUUCAAACUUUACUUUUUAUAAAAAAAAACAAUAUUAAAAUUAUUUAACUAAUUAUUUUCAAAUUCUUUUUACUAUUUUGCUCAUUUAUAACAGACAUUACAAUAGAAAGAAAACGUAUGCAUUGGCAUAUUUAAUACAUAAUUAUAUGUAUUUAUGUUUUAUUAUAUAGACUUUUUUUACAAGUAAUAAUUCUUGGAAAUAAUUAUAUUGUUUUUGUGACAAAUAAUUGGAUAGAGUAGAUAAAGUCAUUAUUAGAUUGGAUUGAAAGAAACAGAGGUAUCAAAUAUAUCAAUUAUAUAAUUUUCAUUAGAUUGAUAAGUAACUGCAUUGUUAGAUAUUUUCAAAAGAUUAAUUAUUUACUUGUCCUCUUAAGAGAAUUUUAAAUAUCGAUCGCAUUAUAAAACAAAUUAAUUUUCGAAUUGAUUUGACAGAUCACAAAAUCUUUUUACAGGAUAAAGGUACGCACCAAACUUGAAUAGGAUAGAUUUUACAAGAAAGUCGAAGAUAAAGAAAUAAAAGAAGUAAAGGAAAAAGCCUAGCUGUGGCCCAUGUCUACGAUUUGGAUUUUAGCUGAUUUUUCGAGACGCCAUCUCUACAACAUGGACAUACACUACGAUGCCAAUGUAUAUACAGGUUAGACCUCGGAAUGCAUAUUACCCGCGACUGUUGGUACACCUGGCAAACGGAGCGCUGGAAUGCGCGUACACAAACUUCAAAUUUUUCCUAUUCUUUUGUCGUCUUGUCGCGAUUUAUGCGAGCGCAAUUGAGACGAAGCGCAAAUACUGAAAUAUAGGGGCGAAUAAGCGGUUGACUUACCGUUCGCCACUGAUCGCUCGAUCCGUCCAGCUCUGGCUCGACCGCAGUUCUCGAACGUUCGAGUUCGUCCAAGAUCCUUCUCACGAUGAUUCGUCUUCAUUCACACUCGACAUGAAUGCGUGAUUCUUCGGUUUUGGCACUCUCGAAACACUCCUGGUACUCACGCUCGUAGAAAACUCGAAAUACGAGGCCACGGGGAAGUUGCAGACACGAUUGAACGCGAUUUCGCACCAUGCAUCGUAUACGACGGAUGUUGGCACAAACGCCCGACACCAUUUCGCUUUCGACACUCUCGAAACACUCGCUCGCGUCAAAAACUCGUACGGGACAACGAGAAUACGAGUUGAAAUGCGUCACGACGCGCCGCGAUCUUCCGCCGCCCUGUCUAACUGACCGUCUGCUGCUACUGCGUAGCGGCGGUAGAGCAGCGCAGCGGCGCGUAGGCGCCAGUCACGUGAGUCGCGCGUCACGCCGCUACGCAGUGCUACGCAGUGUCAGUCGGUUAGGCAGUUAGGCAGGACGGCGGAAGGUCGCGGUGCGUCGCGGCGCCUUUUAACUCGCAUCCUCGUCGUCCCGUAUGAGAUGUUGACGCGAGCGAGUGUUUCGAGACUGCCGUGCAGUGUCGAAAGCGAAGUGAUGUCGGGCAUUCGUGCCAGCAUCCGUUGCGUCGUGUUGACUUGUGUCGGAUACGAUGGAUAGAGCGAAGUCGUGUCGCGUUCAACCGUGUUUCGCAUCUUCUCCAUUGCCUUGUAUCCCGAGUUUUCGACUCGCGCGAGUACCGGGAGUGUUUCGAGAGUGCCGAAAACGAAGAGUCGCGUGUUCAUGACAAGUGUAAAGGCGAAUCGUCGUGAGGAGGAUCUUGGAUCUCGAACGUUCGAGAGCUGCGACCGAGACGGAGCUGGACGGUGGAUGGAGUGAUCAGCGGCGAACGGUGAGUCAAUUCAUUCGUAUCUACUGUUUAUUUGCCUUCACAUUUCAGUAUAUUCGCGUCUUGUUCUGAUUGCGCUCGCAUAAAUCGCGACAAGACGACUCAAUGAAUUGCGCGAAAGUCGUUAGUAUAGGAAAAAAUUUGAAGUGUGCGUAUGCACACUUGGCGCUCUUUUCGCCAGGUAUGCCAACAGUCGCGGGUGACGUGCUUUCCGAAGUCUAACCUAUAUAUUGGCAUCGUAGUGUAUGUCCACGUUGUAGAGAUGGCAAUGAUGGCAUCACGAAAAAUCGUAUCAGUUAAAAUCCAAAUUGUGGCAUGGUCACUCUUAGCUAGGCUUUUUCUUUUUUUCUUUCGAUUUUCUCGUAAAAUCUAUCUUGUCCAAGUUUUUCUUGGUGCGUAUUUUUAUUCUACAAAAGGAUUUUGUGAUCUGUCAAAUCAAUUCAAAAACGGUAAUUCUACUUGUUUUUGGAAAGCUAUAAUUUUGCAGUUACCUUGAUUUGAUAGCAUUAUAUUACGUGUGAAUUUAUAGUUGCUUAUGCACGUUGUCUUUUUAAAACGUCGCCUAAGAUAAUGGUCAAUUACGAGUGCAAUAAUUCUAUAACAUAUUUUCAAUUAUAUGCAUAAUAAUAAUGUGUAAGAUAUAUCUGAAAAAUGUAAUUAAGACUUGAAAAGAUAUUGUUUUUUUGUAAUCAUUCAAUUCGCACAAGUGAUACUUUUAAUAGAGUCUAUUAAAUACUUGUUGGUAUUAUAUGAUAUGGUCUCAACAAAUAAAAUAUUAGUUUUAGUAAUCAAAAAUGUUUUUCUAAUUAGAUGGCGACAUGUGUAUAUUAGGAAGUUUGUAAUUAAAAUCCUGCUAAAUAAAAAUUGUAAGAAAAAUAA